AUGUCGUCUUCCAGACGCAAUAGCGAAACUUACGAAGGAGAAUCCUUCGAUGAUGCACCUGAAUCUCCGACUUCACACGCUGAUCUUAGCGUCUCUAUCCCGAAGAGUUCCUCCUCCCGAUCGUUGACCGACAGCCCUCCGAGUGGAUCGAAUGUAACACCUCAAUUGACCGAAGCACCCCCACUACCUAUAAGCUCCCAAAGCUCCCAAGAGGACCCGGAAAACAUCGAAGAGAGCGAUACUGCCAGUGUAGACAGAAAAUCUGAAGCAGAGGAUACCCCCCGCAAGACCAAGAAGUCACCAUUGCUGACCGCGCAUCGGUUGUCGACGACUUCCCUCGACGAGGUGAACCUUACCAGCAAUAAGGAGGAAGAGUCGCUUGAGAACCAACGCUUGACCGCUCCUGCACCACCUCCACCACCAACCCGUUCGUUCACCAGCCCCUUCGCAUGGCUUUCUCGAAGCUCGUCAUCCAACAAGGAGGCCAAAUCGCCUCCACCGCAGCCCCGCCGCAACACGGCUGCGUCGAUUUCCACGCUCUCCAGCAAUCCUGAUGGUCGAUACCACGAUGGAGAAGAUGCGGACGGCACCGGCUCAAGGAGGCCUCGAAGAAGUAGCCUGAAGGAUCAAUUCAAACAGCUCAGAUUGCGUGACGAAGGUCUUGUAUCGGAGAACGACGAAGCGAGUGUCACGUCAGGACGGGCCAGUAUUAGUCACUCCGCAGGGAGCCCUCCGAGUAUCCCGGAAGAAGGUGACAGCUACACGAGCAUUACUCCAUCCGCAGCUUCUCCCUCCAAUGGUACGUCGACUGUGAAUCCAAAUCUGCCGCCGGGUACAGUCGCAGGCUUCUCAGCCUCAGCGACAGAUGCGUCUGCACCGGUAGACUGGGAGCUCUGGCAGCAAUUAGUCAACCGUGGCCCACAAGCGCUGAAAGGGGCGAACUCGGAGGAGCUUAAUACCGCCAUCAAACGAGGGAUCCCGCAAACUAUUCGAGGGGUGAUCUGGCAAGUCCUGGCUGACAGCCGCAACCCCGAGCUGGAAGAUGUGUACCGAGAACUCGUUGCCCGUGGUACAGACAAGGAGAAGCAGCGACCUGGCAACAGCGCGGCCAGUGGACUAGGCGAAAAAGACUCUGCAAGGUCGUCGUCUCGUUCUUCGGUUCGCUCAGAGCGGUCCGCCUCCCUGGCACACUCGGUCAAUGGCUCCUCGAGCCCUUCCCAUGAACUCGAUUCCGAACGGCUGGCCAAGGAACAAGCAAAGAAAGCGAAGGAGGAUGCAUUGGCGUUGCAAAAGUUGGAGAAAACAAUCCGACGCGAUUUGGGCGCUCGCACGAGUUAUUCGCGCUAUUUUGUGUCACAAGGGAACCAGGAGGCUUUGUUUGGGCUGUGCAAGGCGUAUGCCCUUUACGAUGAGGGGGUGGGAUACGCCCAGGGAAUGAACUUCAUUGUCAUGCCCUUGCUCUUCAACAUGGACGAGGCGGAGGCAUUUACACUUCUGGUCAAGCUCAUGAAUCAGUAUGGUUUGCGGAAGAUGUUUAUCCAGGAGAUGCCUGGUCUUCACCGCUGCUUGUAUCUCUUUGAGCGUCUGCUGGAGGACUUCGAGCCGGCCCUCUACUGUCACCUCCGGCGACGCGGUGUACCUCCCCAGCUGUACGCAACACAGUGGUUUCUCACUCUGUUUGCUUAUCGGUUUCCUCUACAAUUAGUCCUUCGUGUUUACGAUCUCAUAUUCGACGAAGGCCUUGAGAACGCUAUUCUCAAAUUUGCUCUCGCCAUCAUGCGCCGAAAUGCAGACGCGCUUUUGGAGAUGAAGGACAUGGCACCUCUGACCACGUUCCUGAAAGAGCGUUUGUUUGACGUUUACAUCGACAGGCAACCGACUCCCUCCUCGAUCCUGGAGUCUGGCUUCUUUGGAAGCUCGGGCGCUGCCGACAAGGAAGUCUAUCGCGCGGAUAUCAUGGUGCAGGACGCUUGCGCUAUACCUUUAGAACCAGAGACGGUCAGUGCGUACACAGCUGAGUGGGAGGACAAGGUACGGACGGAAAAGGAGCGCGAGGUCGAGCUCGAGCACUUGAAGCACACUGUGGCCGUGCAAAGUGCCCGGAUCCGCCAAUUGGAGGAGCAGAACGAGGCUUCUGACAAGGAGCAUGUUCAGCUCGCGUCAGAACUGGUUCACGUCAAGGUCGAAAACGAGGAGCUGACAGACAUUAAUGAUGCAUUGAAGAUGCAAGUCAAGGAGCUCAAGAUUGUAGUGGACAAGCAGCCAGCAGAGGUGGAGGAGAAGCUGCGCACAGAGAUGGACCGCAUCAUGCAACGCAACCUUGAGGUUCAAAAUGAGAACCGAUCGAUGGUCGAGCAGAUGGCAGAGAUGGAGAAGGAGCUGGUACAGGCCAAGAUGAGAUGGGCCGAGAUCCAUGAAAACCAUGAGAAUCUCAAACAGAAAUGGAGUGACCUACGCAAGGCUCUCGACUAA
Messenger RNA from Aspergillus uvarum CBS 121591, 2472 nucleotides. Its product is annotated as putative GTPase activating protein (Gyp5). Lineage: Eukaryota; Fungi; Ascomycota; Eurotiomycetes; Eurotiales; Aspergillaceae. The coding region runs from base 1 to 2472 and encodes 823 amino acids. The record is from RefSeq and is a predicted model, not a curated record. The transcript is spliced from 5 exons.